GUAGUAUCUAUAAACAAAACUCAAGGCCAUGCUGACUCGGGAGGGAGUGGAGCUCUGUCCAAAUUAGCGACUCUCUGUUUGCUGGGUCUCCCCCGGUUCAUGGUCGUUCUCAUGGCGUCAAAAGUUUCAGUUACCACAUUCCCAUUUUCUCCAUCUCCCUCAUCUGCUUGCUCUAGAGUUGCAGCUUCCACUUCAUCUUCCUCGCCCAUCUUAUUUCCAAAAACCCCCAAAAUUCGUCUCUCCUUGUGUAAUUUCCCAUUGGGUCUCGGGCUUUUCUCUCCAUGGACUGGUUUAAAGCAUCUGGGUAUCUCAACCAGAGCAAAGUUUCUCGAGAGGAGGAGGAGAAUUCCUAAGGGGAAGGCAGUUUUUGCAUCUCUGUUUGGGGUUGGAGCUCCCGAGGCGUUGGUUAUUGGAGUAGUGGCUCUGUUAGUUUUUGGUCCAAAGGGUCUAGCUGAGGUUGCUCGGAAUCUGGGGAAGACCUUACGUGCAUUUCAACCUACUAUAAGAGAACUUCAGGACGUUUCUAGAGAAUUCAAAACCACACUUGAGCGCGAAAUUGGCCUCGAUGAAAUUUCAAAUUCGGUUGAUGGCUCAUACAAUUCAAGCAGAUCCAGUACCUACUCAAACCCGCCUUCUGUUCCUAAAGCAGAAGAUCCUGUUGCAGUAGCUGAACCCACAGACGGUUCUCCAUCAGAAAGCAAAGCAUAUACCUCUGAAGAGUACCUAAAGGUUACAGAGGAGCAGCUGAAAGCUCAAGAGCAGGUCCAAACCAAUCUUGCAGCAGAAAGCCAGAGUGGAUCUCAAGUAGAGGCUCAAGGAGUGGCUGAAGAACCUGCCACGGCAGCGACUGGACCCCGGAAUCUUGGAACAGGUGAGUCUGAAGAAUCUGCUACCUCAGCUUCGGGUCCUCAGAGUCCUGGAACUGAGGCGUAAAGUUAUUAGAAUCGAUUUUUUUGAUCGACGGGUCUUUGUUAUUUCAAUCAACAGAUUUGCUGUGAUACAACAUGUUCUUUAGGUGGCUGAUGUAGAAAAUCUGUUUUAGUGUGUGAACCUCAAGUGAGAGAAUGAUUUUAUCAGUGUCUUGGAACUUAAUCAGUUCUAGACAUUGGAUAAGAUGAUUUUGUUGAUUAGUAAUCAGAAUUCCCUCAUGAUUUCACAUAAUCA
This is a messenger RNA of Momordica charantia (bitter melon), 1164 nucleotides long. RefSeq names its product Bacterial sec-independent translocation protein mttA/Hcf106 (gene HCF106). Gene Ontology annotation, biological process: protein transport by the Tat complex. Gene Ontology annotation, cellular component: membrane. NCBI's taxonomy places the organism in Eukaryota, Viridiplantae, Streptophyta, Magnoliopsida, Cucurbitales, Cucurbitaceae. The record is from RefSeq and is a predicted model, not a curated record.